GUGGACGUCUCAGUUAUCUGGACUCUACAUCAGCAGCGGCAGCAGCUUACAUUAACAUCACUGCAUAGGGACUGCAACAACCGGCAAGCACAAUGAGUGAUGGGCAAAAUCCACUCCCUCCCUACAACAUAUCAGGUGGAGAUGCAGAUGUGAGGGUUUACAAAGCUCACACUCCCUUCAACUAUCAAGGAGGGAGUGCCAGUGCUGCUAAUGUUGCACCAGUGUACACCAGCGGAGGCGGUGGUGUUGGCUCAGGUCUGGAUACUGGUGAUGGCAAAAGCAGGUUUGUGAGCUACGACUCGGCGCUCGGGGAUUCUCCAGGAAUGACAACCUGCGCUUCUUGCCAGCAGCAGGUCAUGACCAACGUCACCUACAAAGCAGGGACAUACGCCUGGCUCAUGUGCUUACUCUUCAUCUGCUGCGGGUUGGUCCUGUGCUGCUGCCUGAUUCCUUUCUUUAUGAAGAGGUUCAAGGACGCCUACCACACAUGCCCCCGCUGCAACAGAGUGCUGCACGUUGAGAAGAGAAAAUGCUGUAAAUGAUGAGCACGACGGCAAAACAGAUCCAAUAGGAAUAUGACGCUACAUCCUGUUGGCGUGUGUGUGUUUGGGAUGUUUGAUUAUUUCUAUGGAUGUGCAAUGACAUUAGCCUAUUUGAAACCUAACAUACUACUAGCAAACAGACUGGGAGUGAUUGUAUGCUCUGACGAGUUAAACCGAAAAACACCCUUUUUGCACUUUUUGUAAGCUGUUUUUUUUUGUUUGUUUUAGCAGAACAAAACUUUCUUUUAUUCCUCUGUUAAUAUUCUGCAUACAUAAUGUUAUUAAAAAUGAAGGCUUGUACAUAAACUUUGAAACAACUGUAUUGUAAGAGAUUUUGGAUUUAAAUUAAAACCCAGCAGUCCCAUUUUUAGGGAUCUAAAAUACUCCUUAAAAACAAGCCAACACAAAACAUAGAACUAGAGAAUAAACUAAACCGCUGUGCCUCCUUUAAUGUCAUAUUUAUUUGUUUACAUCCAUAAAUUACUCUUUUAAUUCUAACGUGUUGGGAUGAUGGGCGAUAAUGAGCAGCAAGUUCAAAUAAGUUUAUAUAAUACUCAGCAGUGAUAGGCUGUUGAUAUGAUUAUCUUUAUAUAACUCUUUACCUCCAAAUAAAGAUGUGUCAUUUUAAUUUAUUACAAUGCAAAGAACAAUGCAAGAUGAAAGCAAGUCUACACCAUGAUGUGUUCAGUGAUGGUGACGAUUGCCACCAUGUUUGUUGAGUCCCCGAUCAAGACACUGCAUAUUCUGACUCCUUAAAAUGACCAUCUCUGUGUUACAAUAACAUCCACAGGAAAUGGAUUUUUGUCUGAUUCCUUUUUGUUCUAGCUUGUAUUAAAAAUGAUUUCAAGAAAGCAGGAAAUGCUACGAGGGAUUUGAUUCCUUUGCACAUAUUCCACUGGAUGAAACUGAGUGUUUGAACUUCUGUUAUUGCUAUUAUUAUCUAUUUUAUAUCAUUAUU
Molecule: messenger RNA, 1500 nt
Organism: Cheilinus undulatus (humphead wrasse)
Lineage: Eukaryota; Metazoa; Chordata; Actinopteri; Labriformes; Labridae
Gene: litafd
Exons: 5
Coding region: 93-542 (149 amino acids)
Molecular function (GO): zinc ion binding
Source: RefSeq, a predicted model, not a curated record